This is a messenger RNA of Elephantulus edwardii (Cape elephant shrew), 1017 nucleotides long. RefSeq names its product replication protein A2, 32kDa (gene RPA2). The record is from RefSeq and is a predicted model, not a curated record. Gene Ontology annotation, cellular component: chromosome, telomeric region; site of double-strand break; DNA replication factor A complex. Lineage: Eukaryota; Metazoa; Chordata; Mammalia; Macroscelidea; Macroscelididae. Gene Ontology annotation, biological process: DNA replication; double-strand break repair via homologous recombination; nucleotide-excision repair.
AUGGCCAGAGGAGACAGGAAGAAGCACUUUCGUGAGCAUUGAUUGGCUAAAGGGAGAAGUUCCUGGACGCUGAUUGGCUCUGUCCUUCGCGGGAAGGAGUUUGUGGCGCCAGUGAAAAGUAGCUGUACUGCUGCAACCAGCAACAGGGUCUAGGAGAGCCCCCGGGACCCUGUAGAUCGGAGUUACUGGGCCCGUCUCCAGAAGGUCACGACCAAGAUGUGGAAUAGUGGGUUUGAGAGCUUCGGCGGCUCUUCCUACGGUGGCGCCGGCGGCUACACGCAGUCCCCGGGGGGCUUUGGGUCGCCCACCCCUACUCAGGCUGAAAAGAAAACAAGAGCCAGAGCCCAGCACAUUGUACCUUGUACCAUAUCUCAGCUCCUUUCUGCCACUCUGGUUGAUGAAGUAUUCAAAAUUGGCAAUGUUGAGAUUUCACAGGUCACUAUUGUGGGGAUAAUCAGACAUGCAGAAAAGGCACCAACCAACAUUGUUUACAAAAUAGAUGACAUGACAGCUGCACCCAUGGAUGUUCGCCAGUGGGUUGACACAGAUGAUACAAGUGGUGAAAACACUGUAGUUCCUCCAGAAACAUACGUGAAAGUAGCCGGCCAUCUGAGAUCUUUUCAGAACAAAAAAAGUCUAGUGGCCUUUAAAAUCAUGCCCUUGGAGGAUAUGAAUGAGUUCACCACACAUAUUCUGGAAGUGGUCAAUGCACACAUGAUGUUGAACAAAUAUAACAGCCAGCCCUCAGCAGGGAGAGCACCUGUCAGCAAUCCUGGGAUGAGUGAGGCAAUGAAUACCUUUGCUCCAGCAAAUGGCCUUACUGUUCCCCAAAACCAGGUGCUGAAUUUGAUUAAAGCUUGCCCAAGACCUGAAGGCUUGAACUUUCAGGAUCUCAAAGCUCAGCUCAAACACAUGAAUGUAGCUGUGAUCAAACAAGCUGUGGAUUUUCUUAGCAAUGAGGGACACAUCUACUCCACUGUGGAUGAUGAUCAUUUUAAGUCCACAGAUGCAGAAUAA